Molecule: messenger RNA, 914 nt
Organism: Paramecium tetraurelia
Lineage: Eukaryota; Ciliophora; Oligohymenophorea; Peniculida; Parameciidae
Exons: 2
Biological process (GO): endosome organization; aggrephagy; mitophagy
Cellular component (GO): aggresome; amphisome
Molecular function (GO): K63-linked polyubiquitin modification-dependent protein binding; protein kinase C binding
Source: RefSeq, a predicted model, not a curated record
AUGAUAAUAAAACUAGUGUAUAACAAAGAAAUACAUCUCUUCAAAUUAGAGAAUCCAGCGAUUGUAGAAAUCAAGAAUCACAUUCAAAAAUUGCAUCCUUAACUAAAUUAGAACUAUUCUUUAUUUUAUAAGGAUGACGAUGGAGAUUUGAUCAGCAUAAGUUCAGAUGAGGAUUUGAAGGUCUUAAUGGAGAGUGUCAAGAACCAGACAGUGAAGAUUACUAUUUAGACAUCAAAUGCAUGGACAUGCAAGAAUUGCACACUCCAAAAUCAAGAGGGGAUAGUAUGUGAGGCUUGUUCUUCAUAUAAAGAGGGGGAACCUUAAUAAUAUGGUUAAUAGCAUUAAGGAUUUUAACCAGGAUAUUAUCCACCCUAAUGUUAUCCUCAUUAGUAAUUUGGACCUCCAUAAUAAUUUGGGCAUCCUCCUUAACAACCCCCUCCUCAAUUUCCCUUUAUGCCUCCUUAGAUGCCUCCAGGUCCACCUUUUGGACAUUUUGGAAUGCCAGGGUUUGGACAUCCUCCUCAUAUGUUUGGCGGAUUUCAUCAUUUUAAACACCAUGGCCAUCAUCAUCGUUAAAAAUGGCAUAAGAUUCGUUAGAUAAUGAAAGACCCUUAAUUCAAAUAACAAAGAGAGAAGCUAUAACAGUUAUUAAAGGAAGUUAGUUAGACAUUACGAAACACUAUGCAAAAUUCAUAGCAAUAAUAAUUUUAUUAAUAUUAAUAGUAGAUGCAUUGGAGUGAGGAGGAUGAGAAGAGAGCGACUAGAUUAGCUGAGGUGUUGCAAUGCAAUUAGGAAUAGGCAAGGGAAUACUUACAAAUAUUCAGAGAUUUGACUCUAGAUGAGAUUGUAAUGAUGGUUGAGAAUGCAGAAUGAUUAAUGAAAUAUAUUAGAUAUAUGGAAUUAAAUAUUAAUUU